UAGUCUUGCGUCAAAACUACGAUCGCACGCAUCGCGGUUGACUGAUCGCUGCCGCGACGGGAAGGCACUCUUCGUUAUCGCUCGCCGUGCAGGUGUUUCUCCGUAUCGCACCUCUCCGUUAUCUCGCGACGUGAUAAUCUUGCACGAUAAUCCUGGCGUCAAUCGGCGAUAACGUUGCUCGUUAAGGUCGAUGGCACCAGCGGCGUCAAUUAACAAUUCGGAUCUAAUCUAUGUAAAGCGUAUGCGUAAUUGCGCUCUGGAGUAAAUUUCUGUUUCUUACGCACAGAUUGUCGGCGGCUGAUCGCCCGAGCUUCCGACGCGAGGAGCAACGGGCGAGAGAGAAAGAGAGAGAGAGAGUCGACACUGCAAUCGCUCGGAGAUUCCGAAUUCCAAAUGUCGACGUUCAACGAUGACUUCGAGAGGCCGUUCGAGGACUUCGAGCCCCUGCAGUGGGGCGCGCUGCGCGAUUUGUGCCGCGCCAACGUCGAGUACUUCGCGGCCCACCAGGACAAGAACGGCGUGCGGAUCAGGGCCGCCCUCCUCGCGAUCCUCGACUACCUGACGCAGCUGCAGCCGCUGUACCGGGAGAUCGCCAGGUUCGCGCCGCACUUCGACUUCGACGAGGAGACGCCGGGGAACGGGUACCGGAGCUUCCUCUCGUUGGUCGACAAGUGUAUAAUGUAUUCCGGCCUGAUCUGCCGGCAGAUGUACAAUCACAAGGACUCCGUCUUCUUCCGCAAGAGCUACUACAUGAAAGAGAUUGAAGCGUGCUCCCAGCUAUUGGCGUCGCUCUAUACGUGCUUGCAGCAGCUGAAGAUGAUGUACACAUGGAGCACGGAAGUGAUGAGCGACGGAAAGCUGUCACUGUUUCCACUCGAGCAAUACAGUAUAGAAGAUCUUCUGACUAACGCGCAGAAUAUUAAUCAGUACUGCUUUUACGGCAGGUGCUUGGGCUUUCAGUUUUGCGACAGCCUAAGACAGGUGUUAAAAACGCUGUCGUUCUUUAUGGCAUCCUUCAGCGAGAUGUACUACAGCAAUGGUACAUUAUUAGGACGCUGUACCAAUUCCGUCAAGUAUUUAUUGGAUCCCGAAGCAAGAGCGCGUCGUAUUGUUAGUAUAUCUCAGGCCGCUGACAUUUCUUUCUGCCAGGCGUUUUGGUUUCUGAGCGAAUCCGCAAUAAUGAACAUGAUGAACACCUCAAAUUUAGCAAUCAACCAGGUAAUAUCUAUCCCGCCCGAGGAAUUAAUUCUCCCUACUUUGGAUGGCGGGACCGUUUCGAUUCCUAUACCAAAUAGUCACGUCGGGAAGAAACCGAUCCACGUUAGGUUGCUAAGCUCUAAACGGCGUCUGGGAAUGGUUGGUUCCGGCGGUAUAGGAGGAGAAUUACGUGGUCUAUGCGACGAACUAAUCAUUCAUACUCAUGGGGGCGGGUUCGUGUCGCAGACGUCACGAUCGCACGAAAUGUACCUACGAAAUUGGACCAUGACGCUCGGCGUGCCAAUCUUGAGCAUAGAUUACAGUCUAGCCCCAGAGGCACCCUAUCCUCGCGCGCUCGAAGAGGUGUUGUACGCUUAUGCGUGGGCAUUGAAGCAUGCAAACACCUUGCUCGGAAGUACAGCGAAAAAAGUGAUACUUGUUGGUGAUUCUGCAGGUGGGAACUUAAACCUAGGUACCACUUUGAAAUGUAUGCAAUUAAACAUAAGAAAGCCAGACGGUAUUUUUAUGGCGUAUACACCGGUACGCAUCGAAUUCGUCCCGUCGCCCUCUCGUAUGCUCUGUCUCACGGAUCCGUUACUACCGUUCGGUUUUAUGCUACGAUGCUUGAAAGCUUAUGCGGUGUCUGAGAAUAAGAAACCGAUAAAGGAACACGAGAAUGGUGAAGACGUCAAGUCGGAUACAGAGUCUUUUGCAGAAGUGAGCGAAAGUGACCUUAUAGCGUUAGCCCUGAGCCCAAACGGAGAGGGUGCCAACGAUGCUCAGAAAUUGAUGUCCCUUCCAUCUGACUCGACGUUAAAUUCUGUCAGCUUAACAGAAGUCGAUGCAGGUACCGAGAGUCCGAAAACGCAAGCGAAGUCUCGAGAAUAUAUCAGCAGAUUUUUAAACAUGUACAGAAAUUCCGGUCUUGCUUCAACGUCGUCCGCUGCGAGGAACGGCGGCGUUAGUAGAAAUGGCAACAAUUCGGGACAAAGUAACAAAUCGUGGUCCCUGUUCGGGUGGUCCUUCGGCAGAAGGAGUAGCAAGGACAGCAGGGAACUCAAUAUGGAGAACACCAUCUCUUCGGACGAGUUUCUCUUUGCGAUACCGUCGGAUCCCUUCUUAAGCCCUUAUCUCGCGCCAGAUAACAUGCUAGCUAAUUUGCCGCCCAUAAAGAUACUGACGUUACAUCUUGACCCUACUCUCGACGAUUGCGUCAUGUUGGCGAGGAAGCUCCGCUCGCUUGGCAAUAAAGUUACGCUGGAUAUUUUGCCGGGUUUGCCACAUGGAUUUCUCAAUCUUUUACAGGCUUCGAAAGAAGCAAUGGAAGGGUCAGAGCUUUGUGCCAGAAGGAUAAAAGAGUUGCUGGAACUGUAACUGUCCAAUAUUUAAAAAACUUAUUGUUAAAAAAUAUAUAUAUAUCGGUAUAUAUAUAUAUAUACCGAUCUAGAACAAGCGGAUGUACUUCAGUCUGUUGCAGCCACACAUAUUUAUACAGCGAAUACAGUUAUAUCUGAACGCGACUAAAUGUCUGUUAUUCGUUUUCAGCGGCUUAACUAUAUUUUGUAAUAUUCCAGGGAUUAGGCGUGUAAUAGACAAUGCUUUAAACUAGUGAUUUUCUACCGUAUUAGCUACAAUAGAUAUCACUGUUGUCACAUUGAUGUUAUAUAUCGUCGUGCUGUGCGGCAUUAUCUAAAGCGAAUUAGAACGUAAGAUGUUUUAAAUCCGAUAUCUGACCAUAUAUUAAUGACAAACGUCCUGUACAUAUGCAAAAAUAGUUAGCAUUUAUUUAUUCUGUUUUUUUUAAUAUGUAAAACUGUACUUUUACGAUUAUAUUUAUGAAACACCAUACGUUAGAUAGCGAAUUGAAACUUUUCUUUGCACGUUUCUCCGCGCGCGCGUGCACUUGUUCCUGCCAUGUUCAUUUUACAUGACAAUUUUUGAUAUGUAAAAUAUCCAAUGUGCAAUACACUUGUUUCUUACAAAUAUAUUUUUUAAUAUGCACGUAAUCGUUUUAAUCACCACAAUUUUCUAAGAGAGGCCGGCUUAAAUAUCGUGUACAACUUAUUUAAGCACAGUCCGAAUAGAAAGAGAUUGAUGGACAAUAAAAAUGAUAUGUACAGAAACUGCAGUCGUGCUGUUUUUUUUUCUACUUUCGUCGGAAAAUCUUUUGUAUACUGUUCUCUUCUUUCAACUCUUUGUUCCAACUUCGUAUCUUAAUCCAGUCAAGUGUUCUUCUUGUACACGCAACACACUCUUGUUUCUUACAAAUAUAUUCUCUAGCAUGCAUGUGAUCGUUUUAAUCACCACAAUUUUCUAGGAGAGGCUGGCUUGAAUAUCGUGUACAAUAUUUUUUAAACACAGUCUGAGUAGAAAGAGAUCGAUGGGCAAUAAAAAUGAUAUGUACAGAAA
Molecule: messenger RNA, 3606 nt
Organism: Vollenhovia emeryi
Lineage: Eukaryota; Metazoa; Arthropoda; Insecta; Hymenoptera; Formicidae
Gene: Hsl
Product: hormone-sensitive lipase
Exons: 11
Coding region: 394-2571 (725 amino acids)
Biological process (GO): cholesterol metabolic process; triglyceride catabolic process
Cellular component (GO): cytosol
Molecular function (GO): triacylglycerol lipase activity; sterol ester esterase activity
Source: RefSeq, a predicted model, not a curated record